AUGGCGCCCAAGAACCGCAUUAUCAUCGACACCGACCCGGGUGUUGAUGAUGUCCUCGCCAUUUUGCUGGCGCUCAGCGCGUCGCCCGAGGACUUGGAGGUGGUCAUGCUGUCGGUGACGUACGGCAACGUGCCGUUGCAAGGCUGCCUACGCAAUGUCGUGGCGCUCUUCCACGUCCUGGAGAAGGAGAUGGCAUGGCGGGAAUCGACCGGCCGGACGAGCAAGGCGUUUGGCGGUCUGAAGGCGUUCAAGCCGAUCGUUGCCAUCGGCGCCGAGCACGCGCUGGAGGACGAGGAGCUCAUGGCCGACCACUUCCACGGCGCUGACGGCCUGCAUGGCGUGCAUGAAGCUCACCCGGACCUUACGCCGUCCGAGACAUGGCGGUCCCUGUUUGCUGACGGCGACGCCCCUGCCGCAUCGGAUGCGCUGUCCUUCUCGUCCUACUUUACGCCCUCCAAGACACCGUCGCACAAGGAGAUUCUGCGCAUCCUCAAAGAGGAGCCGGCCGACACGAUCACGAUCAUUGCCAUUGGUCCGCUGACCAACAUGGCGCUCGCCGCCGCCGAGGACCCGGAGACGUUCUUGCGUGUCAAGGAGCUCGUCGUCAUGGGCGGCGCCGUCCACGUCGAGGGCAACAUCACGCCCGUCGCCGAGUUCAACUGCUAUGCCGACGCCGUGGCCGCGGCCCGCGUCUACGCCCUCACCUCGCCCACGCCCGCGUCCACCAUGCCGCCCACGCUGCACGGCGCGUCCAAGCUGCCGCCAUACCCCGCCACGCUGUCCCGGACCCUGUCUCUGACGCUGCUGCCGCUCGACAUCACGACGCCGCACCUGCUGAACAAGAACUUCUUCCUCGGGCAGAUUGCAAGCGCCGAGCAGGCCGGCAGUCCGCUGGCGCGCUGGUGCCGGACGUUCAUGGUGGGCACGUUCAACAAGAUCGAGUCCAUCCUGGGCGACGGCAGCGAGCCGGGGCUGUCCCUGCACGACCCGCUGUGUGUGUGGUACAUGAUGCUGCGGGACGACCCGCGGUGGACGGCGACGGCGAAGCCCGAGGACCUGCGCGUGGAGACGUCGGGCCAGUGGACGCGCGGCAUGCACGUCGUGGACCGGCGGCAGCGCAGCAAACCGGGCGACCACACGGAAGGGUUUGCCAGCGUCGCAGCCAAUGCCAUUGUGCAGAGCGACGGCAGUGCCGGGACACCGGCCGCCGCAGCGCCAUCUGCUGCGGCAGCCGGCGACGACAACGUCCCCGGCGACACCAUGGGCUGGUUGAGCGUGCGUAAGGGCAACCGCAUCAACCGCAUCGUCGGGUCGCCGGGCGAGCUGGCCUUUGCCGAUGUCCUGAUGAAGAGCCUGUUUGCCUGA
Messenger RNA from Sporothrix brasiliensis 5110, 1365 nucleotides. RefSeq names its product inosine-uridine preferring nucleoside hydrolase. Gene Ontology annotation, molecular function: purine nucleosidase activity. The coding region runs from base 1 to 1365 and encodes 454 amino acids. Gene Ontology annotation, biological process: purine nucleoside catabolic process. The record is from RefSeq and is a predicted model, not a curated record. The transcript has 5 exons. Gene Ontology annotation, cellular component: cytosol. Lineage: Eukaryota; Fungi; Ascomycota; Sordariomycetes; Ophiostomatales; Ophiostomataceae.